This is a messenger RNA of Myripristis murdjan (pinecone soldierfish), 2856 nucleotides long. It is a transcript of the gene sprtn, whose product is annotated as SprT-like N-terminal domain. Gene Ontology annotation, biological process: DNA repair. The transcript has 5 exons. Lineage: Eukaryota; Metazoa; Chordata; Actinopteri; Holocentriformes; Holocentridae. Gene Ontology annotation, cellular component: nucleus. Gene Ontology annotation, molecular function: metalloendopeptidase activity; single-stranded DNA binding; polyubiquitin modification-dependent protein binding. The coding region runs from base 287 to 2188 and encodes 633 amino acids. The record is from RefSeq and is a predicted model, not a curated record.
AUCACCGGAAGUUGUGCAGCGGUGUUGGCGCCGGACAGCUCGCUCGCUGCCAACCGAAAAUAAACACCACAGAGGAAGAUAAAGCAGCGCUAUACAGAGGGAUUUUGUGAAUAUUUCGCUGGUAGGAAACGACUCGCCAAACCGGAAUAUUUAUCCAGACGGGACACUCUGUGUGGUGCAGCCAGCAGGUAGCAGGAUAUUAGUGAUGUUAGCGAAGACAGACAGAUAGUUGACGUAGCAUUUAGCUGCCACGACGUUAGCUAACGUUACGUCAGCCCGCUGUGUUAUGGACGAGGACCUGCUGCUCGCCAUCCGGCUGCAGCAGCAGUUUGAUGAUGAGUACCAGGCGUCUUUGUUUUCAUCGGACACUCCUGAUGAUGGACAGAGCAGCAAGAGACGGAGGGUGGAGGUAGGAGGAGGUUUCGGCGGCGACGUCGUCCCCUUCUCGCGGCCGGUCCCCCAGCCCGAGAGGCCGCUGUCCGUGGUGGAUGAGUCGUGGGAGAUGCUGGACCCCAGCCCGGACGUCCGAGCCAUGUUCCUGGAGUUCAACGACAUGUUCUUCUGGGGGAAACUCAGCGGGGUCGAGGUCAAAUGGAGUCCCAGGAUGACACUAUGUGCUGGUGUGUGUUCUUAUGAGGGCCGUGGUGGACUCUGUUCAAUCAGACUCAGUGAGCCACUGCUGAAGCUGAGACCCAGGAAAGACCUGGUCCAGACUCUCCUCCACGAAAUGAUCCACGCUCUGCUGUUUGUGACCCAGAACAACCGAGACCGAGACGGACAUGGCCCUGAGUUCUGUAAACACAUGAGCAGGAUCAACAAGGCCAGCGGGGCCAACAUUACUGUCUAUCACACGUUCCAUGAUGAGGUUGAUCUGUACCGGCAGCACUGGUGGCGAUGUGACGGGCCCUGCCAGAACCGCAAACCCUAUUUUGGCUAUGUGAAGAGGGCUAUGAACCGUGCUCCUUCUGCCCUAGACCCCUGGUGGGAGGACCACAAGAGGAGCUGCGGUGGGACGUACACCAAGGUCAAGGAGCCCGAAGGAUACGGGAAGAAAGGCAAGAUGGGCAGCAGCAAGGAUAAGAAGAACCAAGAGAAGAAGGCCUUAGGGAACGGAAAGCCUUCCAGCACAACUACAGGUUCGGGGUUACAGGAUAUCAGGAACAUUAUCCCAUUCAGUGGAAAAGGCUUCCUGCUUGGAGGGAAGUCUCAGUCCUCUAUAUCUUCCUCCCCUUCAGGAGGGAAAGAUGUGGAGGGGCCUGUUGUGAAAUCACUCUCGUCUCCCAAGAAACCCAUCCUCUCCUCUCCAUCCUCAACUAAAAGUCCCCUUUCCCCUGUCCGCUCUGGCCUCAGUAACCAAGCCCAAGGGAUCCCCAGCGCUUUGCCCUCCAUCAGAUCUGAGGUCUCCAGAGGACAGAAGCCACCCAUCAAAAGGUCUGUCAGUAAUACAAGAGUUUUUGUCAACAUCAGCGGCUCGCCAGUAAGAAUCCCAAAAGCCCAGGGCAGCACCAGCGGCCAGGGGAGCGUCCAGAUGUACCGGGGUGGAGCAGACAUGUCAAGGACCAAGCAGAGGUCCGUUCAGGAGCUUUUCAACAGCUUUAAGGCGGCCAACAGCUCAUCUACCACCUCAAGCUCCACAGCGGAGACUAAAGGAGAAGUGCCUUCAUCCCCGAAGAGUGGCAAAAACACUUUAUCUGCCUCUUCGCCCUUUUCCCAACAAGAGAGGAACCAUUCUUCCUCUUCUCCCUCCACAUUCGGGUCUAGUGCCGGUAGAGCCAACCACUCUAAAUACCCAUCUGUGGUUCAGACAGGAUCCAAGUCCAGCCCUGCUAAGCCCAUGCAGUCCAAGUAUUUCAGUGACUCUAGCAGUGGGUCAGGAGCUGCAGGUGGGGGUCCGGUGCCGAAGACCAGGCUGUGGGACGGCCACAGCACCUCCGCCCCCAUCUUCGACUACUUCCAGAAGACUGUAGGCACUGAGUCAGCAGCAGCCGGGGGGUCAAUGAGGAUAAAAUCACCUGCAGUCCAGCAAAGACCUGUCACCACCACCACCACCGCCUCCUCCUCCGCCUCCUACUCCCUCCCUAGUUCUGUUUCCUCCUCACGUUCCCUGCUGACGGUCAGCUGUCCUGUGUGCCAAAAAGAGGUGCAGGAGGCCAAAAUCAAUGAGCAUCUUGAUUCCUGCCUCACCUGAUGAGGAUAACAUCGCAAGGACAGUGUCCAGCGGAGGAAGUUGCAAUAAAACUAAUCUCUAAAGAGCCCAGAGAAUUUCUGGAGAGUUUUCAGUUUUGAUUUUCUAAUGGUUUUAUCAAGCGCUGCUGCCAAAUCUUGUAAGUCACUCAGGAAAAUAUACACCUGCUGAGAGACAGUUUGGAUAUUUACUAAUCACUGUUACCUGUGAUUGAUUUAAUAAUAAACAGUUGGUCUAGGCUUUUAUCUGUUUUAUCACCAGGUUUGGUUUUUCCUGGGGUGGUUGUGUGACUUCCACUGCAAUUAAAAGAAUACUUCACCCAUAAUACAUAAUUUAUCACUUUUGUUUCAAGUACUAACAAUGCACUGAUUUUUUUCCCCCAUUGGAUCAGAGAUGACUGGCAUUUUUGGAAUCUGACUUUACCAUGAGGACUUGAAAGUAAAUCAUUCCUCAUUGGACAUUAAAGGCAACACACGGUGAUACAAAACUUAUGCAUUAUGGGCGAAGUAUCCCUUUAAAGAUAAUCACCCUUUUACCUGAACUUUUCUGACAGUUUGUGCCUUGGCAAAUUAAAAAAUGUCAAGGAAGAUAAUGCACACAAACUGAACUUGUGUUUGCAGGAAUCAUGUUUUACCAGCCCAGUAACAAAAUACCUGUUUUUUUUUUUUUUU